GAUGCCAAACAGCUCGCGCCGGGCCAGGUGUGGGGGUGCUCGGGCGACAGCAGCGGGCCCCUCGGGGCCAGGGCUGGGGCGAGCAUGGCGCUGCCGCUUCUGCCCGGGAACUCCUUCAACAGGAACGUNGGGAAAGAAAAGUUUCACAAAUCUCAACACUGGGGUUAUUGCAAUAACGUUUCUAUGCUGUUGGGAGAAGAUAAACCUGGAAUAGGAGGAGAACCUCUGCUUGGACAGAAGCUGAAACCUAAAUACAGCGUGUUUCCCAGAGGUGUAGGAAGUGAUGCUCCUUCAUGGGUAGCAUUUGAUAAACAGGUAUUGUCUUUUGAUGCCUAUUUUGAGGAGGAAGUGCCUGACAAAAAUCAGGAGCUGUAUAGAAUAAGACAUUGUAAAAUAUACUUCUACCUUGAAGAUGAUACAAUUCAAGUGAUAGAACCUCAAGUGAAAAAUAGUGGAAUACCACAAGGAACUAUUGUCAGGCGCCAUCGGAUUCCACUUCCACCACCUCAUGAAGAUCAGUUCUAUACUAUAGACUAUUUCAAUAUUAACACAGACAUCAUCUUUUAUUCGCGAAGAUAUAAAAUUGUAGAUUGUGAUCAAUUCACAAAAAAUUUUUUGAGGAAGUUGGGAGUAAGAUUAAAUCCUCCAGCAUAUCGUCCAGAAGACCCAUACACUAUGGAACGGCAAAAGAUUGCAGAUAGUAUGAAGCCCUUACGCCCUUACGAGUGCUUCGACACUCUGAGACAGUUUCUAGAGCAUGAUGGGCAUGUCUUACGCUUUUACUGUACAUGGGAUGACACUGAGUCCAUGUUUGGGGUGCCACGAGAACUUAUUCUACACUAUUUUUUGGCUGACGAUACUGUUGAAACAAAAGAAGUGCUAUCAGCGAACUCGGGCCAAGAUGCUGUUCCACUUUUUCUCAAAAGAAAUAAGCUACCGAAGUAUGCUCCAACUGGGCUGUAUCCACCUGGUGCAAUCACAGAUCGCACUGUUCUCAAUGUAUUUGGAGGUUUAGUAGGAAACAAAGGACGUUACAUUCUGGACAAUCGUAAGACAGGGGCAGUGCAUCAGGAGUUUUACAAAGACUGUGACCUAACCAUAGGGUCAGUGAUCAAUGUUUGGGGAAGGAAGAUCAUACUCUGUGACUGUGAUGAAUUUACCAAAGAAUAUUAUCGGAAAAAGUAUGGCAUCAAGGAUUUUACUCCAAUUCCAUACAAGGCUCUGCGUCCUCCAAAAAUAGAAAGGAAGUUUCCACCAUACACUGGAUUUGGGUCUGAAGAGGAUUCUCUUUGUUCCUGCUUGGGUCUGUUUCCCAAACCUCCACAGAAAGAUUUCAAGAAGUUCAUGGAGAAGGACAGAAAUGGCCUUGAAAGUAAUGUGCUGCGCUUUGUUGCAAUACUUAUUACUGAUAAUCCCAUUGACAAGGGUCGGAAGUUCAUCAUUUCUUAUUUUCUGAGUGAUGACACACUUUCAGUGUUUGAGACCACACAGAAAAAUACAGGGAUAUUAGGUGGGAAGUUCUUAGAAAGAGGUCGCAUUAAGAAGCCUGGGCAGGAGCUCUUUAAAAGUGAGCCAUCUGAGUACUACACAGCUCAGGAUCUAUUUGUUGGAGCCAGAGUUUGUUUCCAUGGUCACAACUUUCUGUUGGUCGAUGCUGAUGAGUAUGCUUUCAACUAUAUGGAGAAGCAUGCAAAUGAGUUUUCUAUGGCUGACAUCAACACCAUCCUAAACAAACUAAAAGCUAUUGGAGAACCCAGUUCCAGAGAAAUCAAGCAAAUUUUUGCAGCCACUGACCCUGAACACACCAAGAUGAUUGAAUAUGAUUCUUUUAGAAAUCUGAUGGUGAAUAUCACCAAUGGGAAAUUGUCAGAACAUGAAAUUAUGACUAUCGGGCGUUACUACAGCGUGCGAGAUGACGCUGAAAUGGACGUCAACUUCCUUCUCGCAGUAGUUCAAGAACAGCUGAAGAAAAAUACCUUUGAGAAUUUUCGACAACUCUUUGCCACCUUUGUGUACAAUGACUGCAAAAAAUGUGGAUUACUGUCUCGUGAUGAAUGCAGAACAAUUUGUAAAUCCUUCAGAUUGCCAGUGGCUGAUGAUCUUCUGAGAGCUUUACUGACCAUGUUUGAAGACAGCAAGGAGCAAGUAGAUUAUAAGAAGUUGGUGGAUGGGCUGAAUUGGAGAGAGAAUCCAAUUACUGUUUUCCAGACAAUAAGGAGUCCUCCAAAGUAUGAAGAUGACUGGAGUGGACAGCCACAAUCCCUUCCAGUGAAAAAGAUCAAAUACUUACCCCUAAUAGAGGAUAUGUUUGGCACUGAAGAAUAACUGGUUUAUGCAAGUCAUUUUUUCUGGAUUAGUGUUGCAACGUCAUGAAGCUUACUUGGACAGAUACUGAAAACUUUCCUUAAAAAAUAAAGAAUCACAGAUAUAGAUGACAUUGAAUUAUAUUUCUUAUUCCAGUGUAGAUGUAUAGUUUAUAUUUUUUAGCUCUUUUAAAAUCUAAAGUCCUGUUCUAUAGGUAUGUGUGCAGGCUUAAACUACAUGUAUCCAUUAAAAUGAUUUUCAUAUUUGGUUCUAUGUAGAAUACAAGUACUAACAAAUCUUACAAUGUUAAUGAAUUGUAGCAAAUUCUGACUGGCUCCAAACCAUCCAACAAGAAGAUUUUUAUGAUGAUUACUGGUAAUGUCAUGUCACAAUACUUUGGCACAACAAUUAUGUUAAUUUUUUCUUGCUUUGUGCUUACUUUGUAUCACUUCCUCCAUCAUCCUUUAAUGCUUCUGAAGUGUUUAUGUCAGAAGCAGUUAGUUUAUUCAGGAAAUAAUAGCAGGGUUGGUUAUACUACAGCAUAAAAUUGUUCUGGUAUCAGAGAUAAUUAUAGCCUACAAGUAUAGAAAUAAAUCUCUUA
Alligator sinensis (Chinese alligator) is the source of this 2905-nucleotide messenger RNA. It is a transcript of the gene EFHC2, whose product is annotated as EF-hand domain containing 2. Bases 85 to 2325 code for a protein of 746 amino acids. Gene Ontology annotation, biological process: regulation of neuron projection development. The transcript has 15 exons. Gene Ontology annotation, cellular component: microtubule. The record is from RefSeq and is a predicted model, not a curated record. Lineage: Eukaryota; Metazoa; Chordata; Crocodylia; Alligatoridae.